ACCUGAAGAUUAUGUCAAAAAUAGACAAUGUAAUUUAAAUGCUUCACACAUAAGGCCACCACAAUACCCAGUGACAGAUCUGCAAUGUAGAACUGGUGAGAAAAAAAGUAAAGAAGCAUGGGAAACAACAUCACAUAGACCAUCAAACUCUACGAGGCAAAGUGGUACAGGGGUCAGCCAAGGAUCCCCCCCAUCAGAAGACCCGAUGAAAUUCCACACAAUCCCAAAGUCUACUGAGUGUGCCUUCUGCUCUCACAGCUCUACAAGGCAGAGUAAUAUGGGGGUCAGCCAGGGAUCCCCCCCAUCAGAAGACCCAAUGAAAUUCCACACAAUCCCAAAGUCUACUGAGUGUGCCUUCUGCUCUCACAGCUCUACAAGGCAGAGUAAUAUGGGGGUCAGCCAAGGAUCCCCCCCAUCAGAAGACCCGAUGAAAUUCCACACAAUCCCAAAGUCUACUGAGUGUGCCUUCUGCUCUCACAGCUCUACAAGGCAGAGUAAUAUGGGGGUCAGCCAAGGAUCCCCCCCAUCAGAAGAUCCAGUGAAAUUCCACACAAUCCCAAAGUCUUCUGAGUGUGCCUUCUGUCCUCCUCACAGCUCUAGGAGGCAAAGUGGUACAUGGGUCAGCCAAGGAUCCCCUCCAUCAGAAGACCCAAUGCAAUUUCACAGAAUCCCAAAGUCUACUGAUUGUGCCUUUUGCUCUCACAGCUCUACAAGGAAGAGUAAUAUGGGGGUCAGCCAAGGAUCCCCCCCAUCAGAAGAUCCAAUGAAAUUCCACACAAUCCCAAAGUCUUCUGAGUGUGCCUUCUGUCCUCCUCACAGCUCUAGGAGGCAAAGUGGUACAUGGGUCAGCCAAGGAUCCCCCCCAUCAGAAGACCCGAUGCAAUUUCACACAAUCCCAGAGUCUUCUGAGUGUCCCUUCUGUCCUCCUCACAACUCUAGGAGGCAAAGUAGCAUGGGGAUCAGCCAAGGAUACCCCCCAAGAGAAGACCUGAUGCAAUCGCACACAAUCCCAAGGUCUUCUGUGGGUGCCUUCUAUUCUCCUCACAGCUCCACGAGACUAGAUUAUUAUGGGCUAAGUCAAAGACACUGUCGAAAAAAACGUAAAUCAGGAUUUCAAUUAUGGCUGGAAUCUGAGCAAAAAAUGGAGAUCUAUCGUGCCAGGGUGGAAGCUUAUGAAUUUCUUCGAUAUGCAUAUCGUCCUCAAAACCCUACCGGCUACAGUUCACUAGAUUACCCAUAUGUAGAUCUGCUACAAGGACUCUAUGAUACCUCAAGUGAUGACGAGUCAGAAAUAACAUUCUAUUGAAAACCAAUAUUUAUGCUGUAAUUACAUGUGCCAUAAAGUGGUGAUAAAAAGCAAUUACUGAAGGACCUUAAGCUGUGAUGUUACAGACUGCAUCAUGAGAGAUCCCACAACUUAUUUUAGCACUGAGGAAAUUUCACUCCUUUAACAGACGUGGUGUACCAGCCAUAUAUGAGAAGACUCUGAAGAGUAACUUCCAUCCACGAAUCCCAACAAGAAUGGACUAAAAUUUCUAAGCAGGAAGAGUUGUUUUGUCAACCACAGAUACCUGAAAUAUUGGAGGCAUAUGCCUUUAACUCACCUGCAAAAGCCCUUUACUUAUGCAAAAAAUAAAAUGUUGGUGAAAAGUU
Molecule: messenger RNA, 1653 nt
Organism: Jaculus jaculus (lesser Egyptian jerboa)
Lineage: Eukaryota; Metazoa; Chordata; Mammalia; Rodentia; Dipodidae
Exons: 5
Coding region: 206-1306 (366 amino acids)
Source: RefSeq, a predicted model, not a curated record